GCUCGAGACGACAAUUUGGUAACACCAAUGGCAUUGCCAUAUUUUGAAGGCGAUUUCUGGCCGAAUGUAAUUGAAGAUUGCAUUCGAGAAGUCCAGAACGAGGAGCUCGAACGUAAACGACUUGAAGAAGCGGCACGACAGGAACAGCUAAAUGCCGAAGAUGAAGACGGCGACGAUGUGGUACAUGAUGGCGACAGUGGAAAGACCAAGAAAAAUAGCAAGAAAAAGAAUAACUUGAAAAAAGGGAGCUCCAAGAACAAGAAAAAGGUUUGUUCGCAAACCGGCAAUGAAGUAACCGACAAAUUGUACGUUAAUUUUGAAAAGCAUAAAGAAGUGUUUUUCACCAUACGACUAAUGUCACCUCAGUCGGAACUAUCUGCACAGAACAACGAAAUCAAGGAUCCAGAUCCACUGAUACCGAGUGAUUUGAUGGAUGGACGUGACACAUUUUUGACGCGUGCCCGCGAUGAGCAUUGGGAAUUUUCGUCAUUGCGACGUGCGAAAUAUUCCACAAUAUGCUUUUGUCAUGCCUUACACAACCAGGAGAAAAGUGAAGGACUUUCCUCGGAUAUGAUGAAAAUUCGAUUUUCGCAUUCUGUCAUUUGUAAUAUAUCUUUGUACGUAAAUUUGCGUUUGCAGCGCUGCAUCCAAUCGCUGGUGCAUGCCUGUCAGUGUCGCGAUGCGAACUGUCGCCGCUCAACAUGUCAUAAGAUGAAACGUGUUGUGCAGCAUACCAAGGUAUGCAAGAAACGACAGAAUGCAAACUGCCCGGUCUGCAAGCAGCUCAUCGCCCUGUGUUGCUACCAUGCAAAACACUGCAACGGUAUUUCAUGCCAGGUGGGCUAUUUUGUACCGUUCUGCUUGAAUAUUCGUCAGAAGCUGCAAGAGCAACGCAGAUCGCAGAAUCGUCGCGCUGAUAUGAUGAUGCGCCGACGUAUGGAUAUGCUUUCCAGCGGAUAUGGCGGGACCAAUUCUACUGCUCCAGCACAGUCGACUGCGCCAGCGAGUGGUGGUCUACCACUUUCCCAACCACUGGCAAGCCAUCCUGGUCCUGGACAACUGCAAAGUUACCAGAGUGCAGCACCAGCUAUGCCGCCGCAUAUGCAACACAUGCAAAUUGGACAACCACAGAAUGUAUUGGCAUCGAAUCAGCAGCAACAGCAACAACAGAUGGUGCAAAUGCAACAGCAGCAGCUCCAGCCUCACCAAUUCCAAUCUCAUGGAAAAGGUGGUGGAGUGCAAGCAGGCACACAGAUGCACAUGAUGAGUGGUGUAGCAACAACAAUACCACCACAGACUCAUCCGAUGUCACAAGUUCAACAGCAGCAGCAACCGGCACCACAUCAACAACAGCAGCAGCAGCAGCCAGGCAUGCGCAUGAAUAUGCCAUCACAAAUGGGUGCCAUGCAAAGGCCGGGAGCACCAACAGGAAUGGUAGCGGCACAUAUGCAGCAGCCAAUGAAUCCCCCGCCAUAUGGACGUGGUGGAGCACAAGGAGCCUACGGGAUGUCUGGAACAGCAGCACCCUCAUCUACAUAUGGCGGCGCUGCCACUGGACAACCGAUAAUGAUUGGACAGACAAUGCAGCAAAACACACAACCGCAACCUGUGAUGCAGCAAGGAGUACAAAAUUUGCGUUCAAAAGUGUACUCUGGGCAGCCGAUCGAUCGUGCAGCAUUGCAGCAGGAUCCGCAAAUUCCGCAAGGCCUUAAUCAGCAACAGCUUAUGCAACAACAACAACAGCAGCAACAGCAACAACAACAGCAAGGAAUGUUGAGGCAGCCACAGAUGGUCAGUCAGCAGGGUGGCCAGUGGCAACCGGCCCAACAGCAGUACUACCAGCAACAGCAGCAACAACCGCAAACAUCGCAGUCUGGUGCGCAGCAACAGCCGCGUGGUCCUGGUGGUCAGUAUGCGUCGAUGAGCUCUCAGGGUCAGAUGGGUGGCGCUCCUCCGAUGACUCAACCUCCGCAGCCCCAGUGGCAGCAGCAGUUCCAGAGGACUUCACAACCUGUUAGUCCGGCAAUGCAAUCACAGUUUAAUCAGGUUCGUUCGCCACCCAUCGGACGCUCACCAUCGGUGAGUAACAUGGCACAGCCACCGCUAAUGCAGCCCGGUGCUGCACAGCAAGGAGUUCGUUCGCCACCCAUCGGACGCUCGCCAUCGGUGAGUAACAUGGCGCAGCCAUCGCUAAUGCAGCCCGGUGCUGCACAGCAAGGAGUACAACAGAUGCAGCAAGGACCGGUAAAUCAGGAUCAACAACCCUACAGAUGA
Molecule: messenger RNA, 2274 nt
Organism: Gongylonema pulchrum
Lineage: Eukaryota; Metazoa; Nematoda; Chromadorea; Rhabditida; Gongylonematidae
Source: the annotation of a GenBank genome assembly